Messenger RNA from Tremella mesenterica DSM 1558, 3944 nucleotides. RefSeq lists its product as uncharacterized. Lineage: Eukaryota; Fungi; Basidiomycota; Tremellomycetes; Tremellales; Tremellaceae. The record is from RefSeq and is a predicted model, not a curated record. Gene Ontology annotation, biological process: protein N-linked glycosylation; oligosaccharide metabolic process. Gene Ontology annotation, molecular function: Glc3Man9GlcNAc2 oligosaccharide glucosidase activity. Bases 337 to 3804 code for a protein of 1155 amino acids. The transcript has 17 exons. Gene Ontology annotation, cellular component: endoplasmic reticulum membrane.
UCCACCCAUCCACAUCCUUUAUCAUCCCAUCACCUGUCAUCCUUCCAACACUACUAAGUACUACUUGCUCUCCUCCAGCCUCUCCAUCUUAUAUACUCUCCUCUCCCUACAGACACCUUCGCAGAUCGCGCAUCCCCUCCGAUCCCUCCCCUUCUCCCUCCAACAUCCACACUGUCUCGAUUCAGCUUCGAUCACAUUUAUCAGUAUCUUGUUUCACUACUCUCCCCAACCUACCAUAACCGGCCCAUCCCUUUCCUUCCCUUCAUUUCAUAUAUCACCCUCUACCUUUCAUUCUUCACUCUCAUCUGUGCAGCUUCACUCAUUCUCGUCAACAAGAUGAGUACCGCCAAGAUGCUUCAGAGUAAACUGUUUGGUGCCGCAGGGACCGUCGCUUCUACUCUCAGCGGUGAUGAAACUCCGACUUCUGCCUCUCCAAACCCUAACACUGGUUCAAAUCCAGAAUUGAGGAUCGAUAUACCCCCACCAACUGGUGCCCCAGUCAGAGAAAAGGACAAUCUGCCUAAAAAAGCCGUUGAGGAGACACCCCAACCGCCUCAGACUAACUCUCCCCAUCCGUCCCACGACGGAAGUGACACGAACACACCUCACUCGCAGACUCCGAAAAACGACUUGGACCGACCCCUGCGAGAACGACUGCAACAGAAUCUUGGGCCGCGAUACCGCUCGGUGGAAGAAUAUAGACUGGAUCAGUCGGACAGAUACGAUGUUCAUUGGAAGAGAUGGGGUCCAUAUCUGUCUGAAAGACAAUGGGGUACUGUGAGAGAGGACUACUCAGCCAAUGGCGACGCUUGGAACUCCUUUCCAUUUGAGAUGUCCAAGAGUAGGGCUUACAGAUGGGGUGAGGAUGGCAUAGCCGGUAUCUCUGACAACCAUCAGCGCUUGUGCUUCUCCCUCGCACUCUGGAACGGCAAAGAUGAGAUCCUCAAAGAACGCUUGUACGGUCUCAACGGCGGUCAAGGCAAUCACGGUGAAGAUGUCAAGGAACUCUACUACUAUCUCGAUUCGACGCCCACGCAUUCUUACAUGAAAUACCUUUACAAAUAUCCACAGGCUCCAUAUCCCUACGAACAACUCAAACAAGAAAGUCAAAAUCGUAGUCGCGAAGUCAACGAGUUUGAACUCAUGGACACGGACGUCUUUGACGAGGAUCGAUACUGGGAUGUGUUUGUCGAGUACGCCAAAGAUGAAGAAGACGCCGACGCCUUGUCAAUCCGCAUUACUGCUUACAACCGCGGACCCGACCCAGCAGAUCUGCACAUUCUGCCCCAGCUCUUCUUCCGCAACACGUGGUCUUGGCCAAAAGAGCUCCCCGAGAAUAUGCCAGUCCUCCGACAAGAAUCGGACGGCAUUGUUGAGGCGACUCACGAGACACUGGGCAUGACCAAACUGUACUGCACGCCUAGUCCUGCCCCUGCUGCCCCUGCCAAAGGCGGCGUGGUAUUGGUCGAUGGGCCCAGUAUCGUUCCUGACCUUCUCUUCUGUGACAAUGAGACCAAUUAUGAGCGUCUGUACCAUGGCAAGAACAGAACACCUUACGUCAAGGACGCGUUCUACGACCACAUCAUCCCUUCGCACCGACCUGCCGAGCCUGAACCUGAGCGAUCAGUCAAUGGACUGGUGACAAAGUCUCCGACAUCUGUCAAGAACCUGAAACUUCCUGAUGGUACACCUGCGUUCUCUCCCAAGACUGAAAGCGACGAGAAAUCCGUAGGCAAUGGCGAUGCAGAGGAGAAAGCCAACGGGGUGAAUGGCCACGCAAAUGGGCAUGUCGAGAGUCUCGUUGAGCCACCGCCCCGCCCCAUUCACCCUGGCGGCGGACGCUGCUUUGUAAAUCCCGAAAAGACCGGAACAAAGGCUGGAGCUCAUUACGUCUUCAAUGCCGUGCCUGGUAAAGGUGGUUGUGUGGUGGUUCGACUCAAGAUGACUCCUCAUUCCAUCGAGGAAGAUCCGAGCAUUCUCGACGAGGAGCUGUUUGACGACAAUAUCGAAGCACGCCGACAAGAUUGCGAUGAGUUCUACGAGUGUAUCGCCAGAGGCUCUCUCUCUCCCGACUUACGAAAUAUCAUGCGUCAAGCCUUGUCUGGAAUGCUAUGGACCAAGCAAUAUUAUCAGUAUAUCCAGAAGGACUGGAUCGAGGGCGAUCCAGGUCAGCCUGCGCCCCCUCCGGAAAGGAAAUGGGUGCGGAAUACCGCAUGGCGUCAUUUGUACAUCAACGACAUUUUGUCUAUGCCCGACAAGUGGGAGUAUCCUUGGUUUGCCACCUGGGACACGGCCUUUCACUGUAUUCCUCUUGCCAUGGUCGAUCCGUCUUUCGCCAAGAAACAGCUGGAUCUGAUGACGCGAGAAUGGUACAUGAAGCCUGAUGGGGCUUUGCCCGCUUACGAGUGGAACUUCUCUGAUGUGAACCCACCUGUGCACGCCUGGGCGACGUUUAGAGUGUUCAAGAUUGAACGAAAGAUGUUUGGUAGGGAGGACUUGGACUUUCUGGAGCGAGUCUUCCAAAAGUUGCUUCUGAACUUCACUUGGUGGGUGAACAGGAAAGAUUCCGAUGGCAACAAUGUCUUCGAGGGUGGUUUUUUGGGUCUGGACAACAUCGGACCGUUCAAUCGUUCUGAACCAUUGCCGACCGGGGGUCAGCUCCUCCAGGCGGAUGGCACGGCGUGGAUGGCCUUCUUUUGUCUCAACAUGCUGAGUAUCGCUCUGGAGUUAGCCAAGCACAAUCCAACAUAUGAAGAUAUGGCUUCCAAGUUCUUUGAACAUUUCCUGUUCAUUUCCGACGCUAUGACCUACACCACUGGCGACCAGCCUUUCUCAUUGUGGAACGAAGAGGACGGAUUCUACUAUGACGCCAUUCAGUGGGGCCAUGACCAUUCGCAGCAGCUCCCUGUCAGAAGCAUGGUUGGACUCAUGCCACUCUAUGCUACCCUCGUACUGGAGCCACAAGUCAUCAAAAGGUUCCCAGGUUUUAAGAAACGCAUGGAUUGGUUUAUUGAAAACCGUCCCGAGAUCUCGAACAGAAAUAUGGCCAACAUUCGCGAAAAAGGUAGAGGAGACCGGAAGCUGCUGGCAUUGGCAUCGAAGGAACGUUUGGUCAAGAUUCUUGAAAAGAUGUUGGACGAGAAAGAGUUUCUGUCCGAUUAUGGAAUACGCUCGAUGUCAUUGUACCAUCACGAACACCCCUUCUCUAUGAACGUAAACGGUCAAGAGUUUGGAGUGCAAUACUGGCCUGGAGACUCAAAGUCCGGGAUGUUCGGAGGUAACUCGAAUUGGCGCGGACCGAUUUGGCUAGCUGUCAACUUUUUGUUGAUUGAGAGUCUGCAGAGGUUCCACCAGUAUUACGGUGAGACUUUGCAGGUGGAAUGUCCGACUGGCAGUGGGGAUUAUAUGACCCUGGCUCAAUGUGCCGAAGAGAUUCAACAUCGUAUCAUUCAUAUCUUCUCCCGGGAUGAAGCGGGUCGACGAGCGGUCAACGGCGGCAAUCCCAAGUUGAAUCGCGAUCCUCAUUUCCGAGAUUAUGUUCAUUUCUUUGAGUUCUUCCAUGGAAACGAGGGUCGUGGUCUUGGGGCUUCGCAUCAGACCGGAUGGACGGGUUUGGUCGCUUGGAGUAUCAUGCAGACUGGAGAAUUCUGCCGAUUGCCCAAGACGCCUCGAACUCCCCGCUCUGUCGCAAAGCACUACUUUGACGAACACAUCAACACGCCCAGCGAGUUUGCAGAAGACGGGUCGCUGUAUUCUGCAUAUUCGAUGCACUCUGAGUGGGAGCCAGAGCCAGACGAGCUAUGAGCCUUGUGUUUUCGUCUUUCUUCUCUACUUAUCCAUGUCCCAAGGUUUGGUGUCAAUACAAUAUACGACUGUGCGGGAAGAUCAUUGUUUGCAAGAUUGGAUUUAGAUGACGCGUCAUGCAUAUGUCUUCAUGUCUCUCU